UUGGAAAGAUGUUGGACGGUGACGGUCACAGACAAUUCGAGAAGCAUCAGACAAUACUGAAUAAAGGACACGGUCCCCUUCUCUCUGUUGAGAGAUGCACAAUCUGCUGCAGAAAAUAUCACUGUGCCUACUGCAAACUGGUGUAUAACCAUUUAAAUGAGCUACAAAAUCAUGUAGUAGAUCAUGUUCGAGUUGCAGUUCAUCAUAAAGGAAUGUGCGUGAAUUAUUAUUAUGUCAUCGUAAAGUGCAAUCAGGACUGCAGACAAGCAGCACAUUUUCACUGCUGCUACUGCACAUCAACAUUGAUCAGAAGGGAUGCUCUGAUUAAACAUCUAACAAGUUGCAAAGAAACGUCAUUCAGACAGCCUCCACCCGCAGCAGCAGCAGCAGCACCUCCAACAGCACCAACUCCAUCUCCAGUAGCACCACCUCCACCUCCACCUCUAGCAGCACCAGCUCCAGUAUUUACGGCAGCACCACCCCCAGCUCUAUCCCCAUCAGCGCCACCUCCAGUAGCACCAAUUCCAUUCCCAGCAGCACCACCUCCACAUCCAUCCCCAGCAGCACCACCUCCAGCUCUAUCCCCAGCAGCUCCACCUCCAUACCCAGCAGCACCAUCGUCAGUAGGAUUAUGUGUCAGGCAGCAAGUCAGGGUGACUUGCAUGCACUGUGGCAUUCAAAUAAAUAAAAGGAACUUGCUGGUUCACAUUAACAGAAAACACAGGCAAAAGGUAACCGAAAUUUCAGCUAAACGGCACCUGUCAUGCCAAUGCAUUGAUGCCAAAAAUGGCAUCUCUGCUGUUAACAAAGCAUUCUUUAAGCCUUGCUCUCCUAUACAUGUUCAGAAAAAAACAUGGGGUGCAAGCCAAAACAUAAUCUGUGAACUGAAUGAAUGCAAGACAAAUUCUGAAUUUGCAGUCAGGAGUAGAAUUCUUCCUUAUGAGUGCAUGCAUCUAAAGUCUUUGCUGUUCUGCCCACGAAUGGACAAUGCAUCCAUCAUUAUGGAGGAGGAGGUGCUUUCAGAAAUGGUUGCUGCGAAGAUAUUUGGGGACACAAGUAAGCAAAGCUGCUUAAACCGCCAAAAAGCAGCUGCUGAUGCAGGUGUUGCACUUGCAGUUAAGGUGACUGUUGGAGGGCCUCCUUCCAAAAAAUUCUUAUCAAUAUACGAGUGUAACAACGUUCGUAGGUCGGGAAGAAGGAGGCGGGAACCGGCGAACAUUUAA
Molecule: messenger RNA, 1223 nt
Organism: Sinocyclocheilus anshuiensis
Lineage: Eukaryota; Metazoa; Chordata; Actinopteri; Cypriniformes; Cyprinidae
Exons: 3
Coding region: 9-1223 (404 amino acids)
Source: RefSeq, a predicted model, not a curated record